This is a messenger RNA of Brassica rapa (field mustard), 1717 nucleotides long. RefSeq lists its product as uncharacterized. The record is from RefSeq and is a predicted model, not a curated record. Lineage: Eukaryota; Viridiplantae; Streptophyta; Magnoliopsida; Brassicales; Brassicaceae. Gene Ontology annotation, molecular function: calcium ion binding.
ACAACUAGUAAUAUUUUUCGCAUAUAAAGAACAGGCAAGCCCGAGCCAAAGCAGAACACAGCACACUUGGAGUUAAAGAAAAAGAGUUCUUCUUUUCGUGUGUCAAUUUUCUCUUCUUCCUUUCUCGUGCUUUCCUCACGAGAUCUCUCACAAGACUCUCACGUUAAAAUAAUAGAAAAGAAAAAGGUAAAAAAAGAAGGAAUCCAUAAAUGGACAUGAGAAGCAACAACCACCAGCAACAACAGCAACAGGUACUUGAUGGGUCGGACAUAGUCGAGCUGGUCGAAAACGAAAAAGUCUUCGACAAGUUUGUGGAACAAAAGUUUCAACAGUUGGAUCAAGACGAAGAUGGUAAGCUCUCCGUGAAAGAGCUACAGCCUGCCGUUGCUGAUAUCGGCGCCGCUCUUGGUUUGCCUGCGCAGGGCACUUCUCCUGACUCCGAUCACAUCUACUCAGAGGUCUUAAACGAAUUCACUCAUGGAAGUCAAGAGAAAGUGAGCAAGACAGAGUUCAAAGAAGUGUUGUCAGAUAUUUUGUUGGGCAUGGCUGCUGGUUUAAAACGCGACCCCAUCGUCAUCCUCAGGAUGGACGGUGAGGAUCUGUCGGAGUUUAUCCACAGCCCUGGAUACGAAGCUGAGAUCGUCUCCAUCUACUUCUCAGCGCUGUCUGGCUGCGAGGAAGCAUCGCUCCGUGAUUGCAUCGCCAAAGCUCUCCAGUCACUUUCUGUUGAUCAUGGAAUGCCUCCUCCUAACGAUCCAUGGGUAAUAAGCAACAUUGUCGAACCGAUCGUUGAAUCUUGUCUUGAUGAGGAAGAUAAGAGAGAGAAGUGUGUGUCCCAGGAGAGAUUCUUGGAAGCAUUCAAGAGAGUCGUGGAGAGAGUGGCUCAACGUCUCAAUGAACAGCCCGUGAUCGUGGCCCACAGCGAAAACACCUUCGAUGGGAGCGGCAUCAGGAGGCUCCUGUCCAAUAAAUUCGAAUUCGACAAGGCAUUAAACGUUGCGUUGGAGAUAAUCCCAAAAGACCGUCAUGGUAAGGUAUCCAAAGAGUAUCUUCGAGCUGUGCUCGACACUGUUGCACCAUCUGCGACUUUACCACCAUUAGGUGCAGUGUCCCAGAUGGAUGAUAUGAUAAGGGAAGCGCUGAAGAUGGUGAAUGGAGAUGAUGGAAAGAUGGUGAAGGAAGAGGAGUUUAAGAAAACAAUGGCGGAGAUAUUGGGAAGUAUAAUGUUGCAGCUUGAGGGUAGUCCGAUAUCGGUCUCCUCUAACUCAGUGGUUCACGAGCCGCUCACCUCCGCCACCUUCCUGCCGGCGGCUCCGGCUGAAGCAGAUGAGCCUUCUAAUUAACUAUAGUCGUUUUAAGUGGGGAGAAACAAGAACAAAAAACGUUAUGGUUAUGAGUUUUUACCCCCCUUUAAGUUUUUAAAUAUUUGAGGAAAACCAGAUUUACUUUGGGAUGUGUAAGAAAAAGGCCUCUCUUCAUUUCUUUCUGAUGAUAAAGAGAAAUGGGCGUUUUUUAGUACUGAAUACAUUCAAAGACUGUGGUUUCCUCGUAUGGGAGUGGUGAUUAUAUGCUCAUGUGCCUUUGUCUUUAAUUUCAUCAUGGAAUGCAAUGUUUUAUUAUGUUUUUUUCAUUUUUUGUUAUUUUCUGUCUUGAAUCAUGUAUCUUAAUUACGUUUACUCUGUCAUGGGUCGCGGGCAAUAAUCUUUUACUCGAGUUU